CUUUGCUUAAUAUCACUCCGCUUUAUUCACUUAUGAGAUCUGGAUACUUUUCUCACUCUGCUACUAAGGGCAUGCUUUGCUGCUGAAGAAUGAAGAUUGUGAUCUUUUCAGGCCCAACCUUUGAUUGGGUGUUGAAACUUCCCUAUUAGGAUAAAAGCCUCUGCCGGGGGUGCAGACUUUCAAGACAAGCAAUACUACCAGCAUACAUGCUUAUAAUUAUUGCUGAUUAUGAAUCAUAGAAUGGCUGCUUCUGUAUUGUUCUUGUGUCUUUUUUGCCUGGGAUCAGCAGAGGCUGGGAAGCUAUUAGUAGUUCCUUCAGAUGGCAGCCACUGGACAGGCAUGAAGCCUUUGGUGGAGGAGCUCGGCCGUAGAGGAAACCAGGUGGUGGUCGUCAUCCCAGAAGCGAGUUUGAGCAUGGGUCCAUCACAGCAUACCACCACUCUGACAUAUCCAGUGAACUACACCAAGGCCCAGCUACAGGAGCAAGUGAAUGCAGGUGUUACUACUCUGACAAGUGUAGAUGUAUCUACAGAUCUGGCCAGGCUUCAGAAUUUCAUCAAUACUAUGGAUCUGCUGAAUGUUCUUAUAACCCGGAAUGUGGAGGGUUUACUCUCCAACAAGGACUUAAUGAAGAAGCUGCACGAGUACAACUUUGAUGCGAUUCUCACAGACCCAUUUGAGCCUACUGGACCUAUUGUUGGUGAAUUUCUCUCAAUUCCAGCCAUUUAUAUGCAAACAAGCCAUCCUUGUGGUGCUGACGCUCUUGCCAGUCAAUGCCCAGCUCCAGCUUCUUAUGUUCCACAAGGUUUUACUCAUUUUACUGACCGCAUGAAUCUUUGGCAAAGAAGUGUGAACCUGGUAAGGACUCUUCUUCAGCCCAUGGCUUGUGAGCGUAUGUUUGCUCGUGCAGAUGAGCUCGCCUCACAAGUACUUCAGAGAAAAACAUCAAUGGUGAAGAUCAUGAGCCGUGCAGCUCUCUGGUUUGUGCAUUCUGACUUUGCCUUUGAAUUCCCACGUCCGUUGAUGCCUAACAUUAUCAUAGUCGGAGGAAUGGACAGCAAGAAAGCAGAACCUUUGCCACAGGAGCUGGAGGAGUUUGUGAACGGUUCUGGAGAGCAUGGGUUUGUGGUCUUCACUCUGGGCUCCAUGGUGUCACAGUUACCCGAGGCUAAAGCCAGAGAGUUAUUUGAGGCAUUCAGGCAGAUACCUCAGAGGGUGCUAUGGAGGCACACUGGACCAGUCCCUGAAAAUGCUCCAAAGAAUGUCAAACUGAUGAAGUGGCUGCCACAAAAUGAUCUCUUGGGCCAUCCUAAGGUUAAGGCUUUCAUUACACAUGGUGGAUCACAUGGAAUCUAUGAAGGAAUCUGUAAUGGGGUGCCAAUGGUGAUGCUUCCUCUGUUUGGCGACCAAGGGGAUAACGUUCAGCGCUUAGUGUCUCGAGGAGUUGCAGAAGCGCUGAGUAUCCAUGAUCUGACCGCAGAAAAACUGCUGGUUGCAUUGAGAAAGGUCAUCAAUGACAAAAGCUACAAGGAGAAGAUAACAGAGCUUUCAGCUAUUCAUAGGGACCGUCCCAUUGAGCCUUUGGACCUGGCUGUGUUCUGGACUGAGUUUGUUAUGAGACACAAAGGGGCAGCACAUCUCAGACCUGCAGCCCACGAGCUGAACUGGAUUCAGUAUCAUUCUCUGGAUGUCAUUGGCUUUCUCCUUCUCAUUCUAGUGACUGUUAUUUUUGUGACUGUCAAAAGCUGCAUGUUCUGUUUCAGGAAGUGCUUCAAGAAAACGCAGAAAAAGAAGAAGGAAUAGAUAUAUUAAGUCAUAAUUUUGCAAUGUCUGUUUUUGUGGGAUGAUUGUAUAGAGACUUGUUUAAUCUGUGUUUUUAUAACAUGAAUACCUCCAUAACCUGGAUCAGUGACUUGAAUAAAGCAUCACAAAACCUA
Messenger RNA from Sinocyclocheilus grahami, 1937 nucleotides. RefSeq names its product UDP-glucuronosyltransferase 1-5-like. Lineage: Eukaryota; Metazoa; Chordata; Actinopteri; Cypriniformes; Cyprinidae. The transcript has 5 exons. Bases 229 to 1803 code for a protein of 524 amino acids. The record is from RefSeq and is a predicted model, not a curated record. Gene Ontology annotation, molecular function: UDP-glycosyltransferase activity.